AGUUGCAAUCUGCAACUAGGCCACUAAAUCCUGCAAACUGGACCUUUAAACUGAUUUCUGCAGCCCACCCAACCACUUCAAUAUACGCUGACUACAAUUGUCUGUUUUUCCUGCCAUUUUAGCAUAUUCAGAUCUCAGCAGUUUAAGUUAAAGGACAUCAGCUGAGUACGACAACAAGACGAUUUUCCUCCAAGAUGUUCUGUUCUGUCAGCAUGAAGGGGAAUAUCAGCAGUAUCCCAUCAAACCAAACAGCCAAGAUGACUUCUUUGAAUGUUUUUACCAUUUCCCUCCAUGGAAUGUUCUCUACCAUCGGCAUCAUAGAAAACCUCCUCAUCCUUGGAGUAGUGGGCUUCCAUGUCCGCCGCUCUGUCAUCAGCAUCUGGAUCCUGAACCUCGCAGCCUCUGACAUGCUGGCCACCUGUAGCCUGCCCUUCUUUACCCUCUACAUGGCCCGCGGUAACACCUGGACUCUGGGAAACACCUUCUGCCGCAUAAAUUCCUCCAUCUUCUUUCUCAACAUGUUUGUCAGUGGCUUCCUGCUGGCGGCCAUUUCUCUCGACCGCUGCCUGGUGGUGCUGAAACCUGUCUGGGCCCAGAACUACAGGAACACUCAGCUGGUAGGGAGGGUUUGUGGGGUGAUUUGGGCGAUGGCUGUGGUCUUCACUAUCCCCUUCUACAUAUUCCGUGACACCAUUGUCCUACCUGAUGGCAAGAUCCUGUGUUACUACAAUUAUGCUCAGUUACUCCCCAGUGAGCCCUAUGACUUGGGAUCUUUGUGUAAGCACCGCAAGGAGGCCUUGGCCUUCAUGAAGCUCUUUCUAGCCUUCCUGAUCCCUUUACUUGUCAUCAUCCUCAGCUAUGCUGCCGUGAAUGCUCGCUUGGCGCGGAGAGGCUGUCGACGCCCUUUCCGCUUUGUUCGACUCGUAAUAGCCGUGGUGGUGACCUUUAUACUCUGCUGGGCUCCGUACCACUUAUUCAUCGUCAUAGAGGUGAUUGCUCCCACUGGGAGUUCUGCACAGAAGCUGGCAGGCAGGGCCCUCCCGAUUGCAGCAACCAUUGGCUUCCUUAACAGUGUCCUUAACCCCAUUCUGUAUGUGUUCAGCUGCCCUGAUCUUUGCCAUAAGAUAAGACAUUCUCUGGGUGCGGUGAUGGAGAGUGUUCUGGCUGAGGACCUGGCAGAGCUCCGACGCCGAAGCACCGCUCGCAGCUCUAUCAGUACCAGUGAGAUGGUGUUGAAACCGAAGAAUUCUAUUACAAACAUGACUCUGAACACAGAAGUGCAAGAGCAUGAUUAAAUUCUUGUUAACCUUGCUCAGAACUGAGCAAAAAGGUAUCGUAAAUUCUCUAAUAGUGGCCAGGCUGCCCAGAGAUCCAGCCUUUAUUUGAAAAGGGCCCCCUGCUAUUAUGACCAUUACUGAAUCCUGGCUUUUUAUUUUACAAUUAUGGUAUUUAAAAGGUCUCAACCAAGUGUUUCCAAGUGUGUUAGCUGGUCAAUAUCACAGUGGCAUUAAUUUUUUAUAUUCCCAAGAACAUUCAAGGGUUUAGUCAUCUUUACUAUACAGUGUGUACGGAUGACCUCCACAUUAAGUACAUGAAGUGCAUGAAAACAAACAAAAAGCAAAAAAAAAACUAAAAAGCAAGAAAUGUUGUCUUGUCUUAAUAUGAUGCUAUAUAUAAUAUGGGUGCUCAAUUGAUGUGUACAUUUGUUUGAAUGACUCAUACAUUAUUGCUUCUUUACAGUUUGUUGCUUUGUGAUAAAAGAGUUUUGAAUAGAGGUGUCUCUCACUAGAUGUUGCCAGUAGCCACAGAAGCUGACACAAGCUAAUUUUAGAUACAGUUUGCGUUUGCUAUAGAUUAGCCCAUUGUGCUCAUAAUAGAGAAUAGAUGUCAGUCAUGAAAGUUAAAUUGUAUAUCUGCUUCUUCCAUGCAAUGUAAUGUACAUACUUUUUGAUGCUGUUGAAUUUCUAAACAUUAAUAAACAGAAAGAAAAGCA
Molecule: messenger RNA, 1993 nt
Organism: Dicentrarchus labrax (European seabass)
Lineage: Eukaryota; Metazoa; Chordata; Actinopteri; Moronidae
Product: prostaglandin D2 receptor 2-like
Exons: 2
Coding region: 195-1295 (366 amino acids)
Biological process (GO): positive regulation of cytosolic calcium ion concentration; complement receptor mediated signaling pathway; phospholipase C-activating G protein-coupled receptor signaling pathway
Cellular component (GO): plasma membrane
Molecular function (GO): G protein-coupled receptor activity; complement receptor activity
Source: RefSeq, a predicted model, not a curated record